Molecule: messenger RNA, 1695 nt
Organism: Ustilago hordei
Lineage: Eukaryota; Fungi; Basidiomycota; Ustilaginomycetes; Ustilaginales; Ustilaginaceae
Product: putative methylmalonate-semialdehyde dehydrogenase (acylating), mitochondrial precursor
Exons: 1
Coding region: 1-1695 (564 amino acids)
Biological process (GO): L-valine catabolic process; thymine catabolic process
Cellular component (GO): mitochondrion
Molecular function (GO): methylmalonate-semialdehyde dehydrogenase (acylating, NAD+) activity; malonate-semialdehyde dehydrogenase (acetylating, [NAD(P)+]) activity
Source: RefSeq, a predicted model, not a curated record
AUGCGCUCCCUCACCAUGCUCCGCGCUAUCAAGCCCACUGCUGUUUCGACACGAUGCCUCUCCACCUCGGCCGCAUCUAGGCUCGCUCAGCCCGCUGCUGCUGCUGCUGCUUCUUCGGGUGCAGCAAAGGCACAGCUCAGUCAGAUCGCUCUUUCCCGUGCUCAGCUUGUCGACUCCAAAUGGCAGGGAACUUCGAUGCUCGGUGGCACCACCAAGAACUAUAUCGACGGCAAGUUUGUCGAGUCUUCCACUUCUUCUUGGCUCGAUGUUAACGACCCCUCCACUCAAGCUGUUCUCUCCAAGGUGCCUCUCACCACUCCUUCCGAGUUCGAAAAGGCCGUAGCCAACGCUGAGGCUGCCUUCCCCAAGUGGAGGGAGGUCAGCUUGCUCAGCCGUCAGCAGGUCAUGUUCAAGCUUCAAGCUCUUAUCCGCGACCACAUGGACGACAUUGCCAACGCUAUCGUUCUCGAACAGGGCAAGACCUUUGUCGAUGCCAAGGGUGACGUUCUUCGUGGUCUUCAGGUCGUUGAAGUUGCUUGUGGUAUCACCAGCACUCUCAUGGAAGAGCGUAUCGAGGUCUCCAAGGACAUGGACACCUACGCUCGUCGUGAGCCUCUCGGCGUCACCGCUGCCAUUGCUCCCUUCAACUUCCCCGCCAUGAUCCCGCUCUGGUCUAUCCCCAUGGCUACGGUCACCGGUAACACCCUCAUCCUCAAGCCUUCCGAGCGAGUCCCUGGUGCCUCUAUGAUUAUCGCAGAGCUCUGCGAACGCGCAGGAAUGCCCAAGGGUGUGCUCAACGUUGUCAAUGGCGCUGUCCAUGUCGUCAACGCUAUCUGCGACGACCCUCGCAUCAAAGCCAUCUCCUUCGUCGGCUCCGACAAAGCCGGGGCUCACAUCUACCACCGUGGUACCGCCAACGGCAAACGUGUCCAGGCCAACCUCGGUGCCAAGAACCACGCCAUCCUCAUGCCCGAUGCCAACAAGAACUUUGCACUCAACUCGAUCGCAGGUGCCGCCUUCGGUGCUGCAGGACAACGCUGCAUGGCUCUGUCCGUCCUUGUUGCUGUUGGCGAGGCUCAGUCUUGGCUUCCUGAGCUCGUGGAACGCGCUAAGCAGCUCAAGGUCUCCGGUGGCUUUGAGGAGGGUGCCGAUCUUGGCCCCUUGAUCUCUCCCCAGGCUCGUGAGCGCGUCCGCAGCCUUACGGGCAGUGUCGAGCAAGAAGGAGGAAAGAUGCUCCUUGACGGACGAGACUACUCCUGCCCCGACUACCCCAACGGCAACUUUGUCGGCCCUUCCAUCGUCGAAGCUGGUCCCGGCAUGAAAGCUUACGACCAAGAAAUCUUUGGUCCUACCCUCGUCGUCGUCAAAGCAGACACUCUGGACGAAGCCGUCUCUUACAUCAACAAGAACAAGUACGGCAACGGGGCGGCUAUUUUCACCACCAACGGUGCUACAGCUAGGAAGUUUGAGAAGAAUGUCAAUGCUGGUCAGUUGGGUGUCAACGUUCCUGUCCCCGUACCACUGCCUAUGUUUGCUUGGUCCGGUAACAAGGGUUCCGUGCUUGGUGAUAUCGGAUUCUACGGCAAGUCGGCUUUGAAUUUCUACACUAGCUUCAAGACUAGUACGAGUUUGUGGAGGAGCGACGAUGCGCAGUUGAGCGAGAAGGCUAGUGUUAAUAUGCCAACUAUGUCCUAG